AUGGCCCCGCUGGGCGAGGACACCCCGCUGAUCGGGGGCCGCUCCUGCAGCCUGUCCUCGGGCGAGAGCGGCACCCUGCAGGUGCUGCUGUACCACCGAGCCCCCGGCACGGCCCCGGGCACGGCCCCCGGCAGCGCGGCCGGAGCGCUCACCUUCACCUGCGGGGAGUUCACCGCCGAGGAGCUCUGCGUGCGCGCCGCCAAAGCCUGCGGCGUGCUGCCCGUGUGCCACCCUCUCUUCGCGCUGGCCACGGAGGAUCUGAGCUGCUGGUUCCCCCCAAACCACACGUUCCGGGUGGAGGAGUGCCGCAGCCAGGUCGUGGUGUACCGGAUCAGGUUCUUCUUCCCCAACUGGUGCGGGCUGGGACAGUGCCACCGCCUCCAGCUGCUCAACGGCCCCGCCAGCCCUGUCCUGGACUACCCUGCCAUUGAUUACCUGUUCGCACAGUCCCGCAGUGAUUUCAUCGGGGGCCGCGUGGCCCUGGGGCUGAGCCUGCCCACACAGGAGCAGUGCCUGAGCCUGGCCGUGCUGGACAUGCUGCGCAUCGCCAAGGAGGAGAGGCAGAGCCCGGGACAGCUCUGCAGCCACGUCAGCUACAAGUCGUGCCUGCCGGCGCCUCUGCGGGCGCAGAUCCAGCAGCACAACUUCGUGACCCGCAAGCGCCUGCGCCGCCGCUUCGGCAAAUCCCUGCGGCGCCUCGGGGGCUGCUGCCACGCCGACGGGCCGCACCUGAAGCUCAAGUACCUGCUGGACCUGGAGCGGCUCCAGCGCCGAGGCUGCGAGGAGAUUUUCCGCGUGCGCUCGCCCGGCUCGGCGGCGCCCAUCGCCAUCCACGUGUCCGGCGACGGCGGCGUGGCCUGGAGCUGCGGCGGCUCCGAGAGCCGCCAGCACUUCUGCGACUUCCCCGACAUCGCCGACAUCAGCAUCAAGCAGGCGGCGAGCGCGGCGGAGAACCGGCUGGUCACCCUCACCAAGGCGGACGGCCGGGCGCUGGAGGUGGAGUUCCCCACGCUGCGGGAGGCUCGGUCCUUCGUGGCUCUGCUCGACGGCUACUACCGGCUGACGGCGGACGCGCAGCACUACUUCUGCAGGGAGGUGGCACCUCCGCGGCUGCUGGAGGACCUGGAGAAUCAGUGCCACGGGCCCAUCAGCGCCGAGUUUGCGGUGAACAAGCUGGAGGCGGCCGGCGGCGCCCCGGGGCUGUUCCUGCUGCGCCGCAGCCCCCAGGACUUCGACAGUUACCUGCUGACCGUGUGCGUGCAGACGCGCUCCGGCCGGGAUUACAGGCGGUGCCGGAUCCGGCAGGACGAGGACGGACGCGUGCGGCUGUCGGGGGUGGCGCGGAGGUUCUGCAGCCUGCGGGAGCUGCUGGACACCUACGGGCACCGCGGGCUGCAGGCCGAGGGGGCACCCAUGCGCCUGGAGGUGGCCUGUCCCCCCCGGGCCAAAGAGAAGUCCAACCUGCUGAUCGUGCGCAGCGGCGUCCCCCGUCCCCCCGGGUCCCCUCCCGCCGCCCGGCGCCGCAGCCUCCAGCAGAUGAUGUUCCACAAGAUCGACCCGCAGAGCCUGACCCGGGGCGAGAGCCUGGCCCAGGGCUCCUUCACCCACAUCUACAAGGGCAUCAAACAGGAGCAGGACGAGGAGGACGGACCCCGGCAGACGCCGGUGGUGCUCAAGGUCAUGGACAGCAGCCACCGCAACUGCCUGGAGUCCUUCCUGGAGGCCGCCAGCACCAUGAGCCAGCUGUCCCACAAGCACCUGGUGCUGCUGCACGGCGUCAGCCUCAGCAAGGACAGUGUGAUGGUGCAGGAGCACGUCCGGGGCGGGCCGCUGGACCUGUACCUGCGCAAGCAGCGCGGCGCCGUGACCACGGGCUGGAAGCUGACAGUGGCCAAGCAGCUGGGCUACGCCCUCAACUACCUGGAGGACAAGAAAAUCCCGCACGGGAACGUCUCUGCUAAGAAGGUGCUGCUGGCCCGGGAGGGGGACACGGCCGGAGGGAGCCCCCCGUUCAUCAAACUCAAUGACCCCGGGGUCAGCGUCACCGUCCUGGCCCGGGACAUGCUGCUGGAGCGGAUCCCGUGGGUGGCCCCCGAGUGCGUCAGCGAUCCCGGGAGCCUGGCGCUGCCGGCCGACAAGUGGGGCUUCGGAGCCACCCUCUGGGAGAUCUUCAGUGGGGGGAACAUGCCCCUGAGCCUGCAGGAGCCCCAGAGGAAGCUGGAAUUUUACCAGAGCCGCCAGCAGCUCCCUGCUCCCAAGUGGCCGGAGCUGGCCGCGCUGGUGGCCCAGUGCAUGGAAUACGAGCCCCAGCGCCGGCCCUGCUUCCGCGCCCUCAUCCGCGACCUCAACAGCCUCAUCACCUCCGACUACGAGCUGCUCUCGGAGCUGUCCCCCACGGAUGCGACGCUCCGGGAUGGCUUCUGGGGCCACGAUUCCCUGGCCAUGAGCCAGGAUCCCGAGCACUUCCAGGAGCGGCACCUCAAGUACAUCUCGCUGCUGGGAAAGGGGAAUUUUGGGAGCGUGGAGCUGUGCCGCUACGACCCGCUGGGCGACAGCACGGGCGAGCUGGUGGCCGUGAAGAAGCUGCAGCAGGAUUCGGCCAAGGAAAUUCGGGAUUUCGAGCGGGAGAUCCAAAUCCUGCACUCGCUGCAGCACGACUUCAUCGUCCAGUACCGGGGGGUUUGCUACAGCCGCGGAAUGCGCGGGCUGCGCCUGGUGAUGGAAUUCCUGCCCAACGGCUGCCUGCGGGAUUUCCUGCAGAAGAACCAGCCCCGCCUGGAGCACAGGACGCUGCUCCUCUACGCCUGGCAGAUCUGCAAGGGCAUGGAGUACCUGGGGGCGCGGCGCUGCGUGCACCGGGACCUGGCCAGCAGGAACAUCCUGGUGGAGAGCGACAGCCACGUCAAGAUCGGCGACUUCGGGCUGGCCAAGCUGCUGCCGCAGGACAAGGAUUACUACGUGGUGCGGGAGCCCGGCCAGAGCCCCGUCUUCUGGUACGCUCCGGAAUCCCUGGCUGACAACAUCUUCUCCUGCGCCUCCGACACCUGGAGCUUCGGCGUGCUCCUCUACGAGCUCUUCACCUACAGCUCCAAGAGCAAGAGCCCCUCGGAGGAAUUCCUGCGGAUGAUGGGCACCGCCAGGCCGGCGCAGAUCAUCUGUCACCUGCUGGAGCUCCUCAAGGACAACCGGCGACUGCCGGCCCCCGACGGCUGUCCCUCGGAGGUGUACUCGCUGAUGAUGAGCUGCUGGGCCUUCACCCCCGGCUCCAGACCCACUUUCGGGGAUCUCUCCCCCAAAAUCGAGGCGCUGCGGGAUGGGCGGAGCAAAACCCGGGGGUAGCACCCCCCAAACUGCAACCCCCCGAAUCCCACCGGGCCCCCCCCAUUCCCGGGACCCCCCAUUCCUGCUGAUGCUUCAGCUUUUCCCCCCUUUUUUCCCUGUCCCCCCCCUCCACGGCAGAAUUCAGCUUUAUUUUCUUAAAGUUUGGUAAAUUUUCCUGCCGGGAUGAGCAGAGGGGCUCACACAGGGACAAAGACCCCCCCAGCCCUUCAGCUUUUCACCCUUUUCUCCCUCCCCAUGGCAAGAUUCAGCUUUAUUUUACUAAAAUUUGAUAAAUUUUCCUGCCGGGAUGAGCAGAGGAGGAGGGGCUCACAUAGGGACAAAGACCCCACACACAUUUGGCUUUUCCCUCUUUUUUUUUCCCCUCCCUCCACGGCAGAAUUCAGCUUUAUUUUCUUAAAGUUUGGUAAUUUUUCCUGCCAGGAUGAGCAGAGGAGGGGGGGGUCACAUGGGGACAAAGAUCCCUCCAUCCCUUCAGCUUUUCCCCCUUUUUUUUCCCUCUCUCCAUGGCGGAAUUCAGCUUUACUUUACUAAAAUUUGUUGAUUUUUCCUGCCGGGAUGAGCUGAGGGCAGUGGGAUGGAGCACUGGGACAUCCCCAGACCCUCGGAAUCCACACCCAGACCAGGACCAGCCCCGUUCCCUGCGGAAUUCCUGGCACGCAGAAGGGAGCGGGAUUUGCUCCUGCUUAACCCCAAAUCCCCCCUGGAGAGACCCCCCCAGAGCCCCCCAGGUGCAGAAUCCGGUGGGACAGGGAUGGAUCCGUGGAUUUGGGGUCCCUGUCCGAGGUGGUGUCCCUGGAGCCCUCGCUGCAGAGCCCGGUGGGACAGGGACAGGGACAGAUCCAGGCGGUGGCACCGUCCCAG
This is a messenger RNA of Hirundo rustica (Barn swallow), 4203 nucleotides long. It is a transcript of the gene JAK3, whose product is annotated as Janus kinase 3. Lineage: Eukaryota; Metazoa; Chordata; Aves; Passeriformes; Hirundinidae. The transcript is spliced from 23 exons. Gene Ontology annotation, molecular function: cytokine receptor binding; ATP binding; non-membrane spanning protein tyrosine kinase activity. Gene Ontology annotation, biological process: cell surface receptor signaling pathway via JAK-STAT; hemopoiesis; peptidyl-tyrosine phosphorylation. The coding region runs from base 1 to 3339 and encodes 1112 amino acids. The record is from RefSeq and is a predicted model, not a curated record. Gene Ontology annotation, cellular component: cytosol; membrane; cytoskeleton.